This is a messenger RNA of Raphanus sativus (radish), 1573 nucleotides long. RefSeq names its product haloacid dehalogenase-like hydrolase domain-containing protein At4g39970. Gene Ontology annotation, molecular function: hydrolase activity. The transcript has 10 exons. Bases 62 to 946 code for a protein of 294 amino acids. The record is from RefSeq and is a predicted model, not a curated record. NCBI's taxonomy places the organism in Eukaryota, Viridiplantae, Streptophyta, Magnoliopsida, Brassicales, Brassicaceae.
UCUCACUAAGUCAGAUCCUUCUCUAGAACCACACAAACGCAGAGAGUGCGAGUGUUGAUCAAUGGCGGUUUCUUGCAGCCACUCAUCGAUUCUCUUCCCCCCAUCCACCUCCUCCGUUGGCUUCAACCGCUUCCCUUGUCUCCAAACGCUGCGUUUCAAAUCAAGAAACGUUUAUCAGAAAGCGAGGAUCUCUACUACAGUCUCGGCAUCAUCUUCUUCACGGUCACUCCAAGCUCUGAUCUUCGACUGCGACGGUGUGAUACUAGAAUCGGAGAAUCUACACCGUCAAGCUUACAAUGACGCCUUCUCGCAUUUCGAUGUUCGAUGUCCUCCUUCCUCAUCCGAGUCUCUCAACUGGAGCCUCGAGUUCUACGACAAGUUUCAGAAUCUUGUCGGAGGUGGAAAGCCUAAAAUGAGAUGGUACUUUAGAGAGAAUGGAUGGCCGACUUCGACCCUUUUCGACACACCUCCAGAGAGUGACGAUGAUCGAGCCAAGUUGAUCGAUACUCUUCAGGAUUGGAAGACAGAGAGGUACAAAGAGAUCAUUAAAUCAGGAAGUGUAGAAGCAAGACCUGGUGUAAUAAGACUAAUGGAUGAAGCAAGAGCUGCUGGGAAGAAACUAGCUGUGUGUUCUGCAGCUACAAAGAGUUCAGUUGUCUUAUGUCUUGAGAAUCUAAUCCAAAUCGAGCGAUUCCAAGGACUUGAUUGCUUCCUUGCAGGAGAUGAUGUUAAGGAGAAGAAACCUGAUCCUUCUAUAUAUAUAACAGCUGCCGAGAAGCUAGGUGUUUCAGUGAAAGACUGUUUGGUCAUAGAGGACAGUGUGAUUGGCCUGCAGGCUGCUACAAAAGCAGGCAUGUCAUGUGUGAUCACAUACACUUCUUCAACCUCUGAUCAGGACUUCAAAGAGGCGAUUGCUGUAUACCCUGAUCUCAGUAAUGUGAGGUAGCUUCCACGUGAAACCUUGAAGAAGUCUCGCGAACAUCAUUGUUAUCAACGCCGUACCUAAAGCCGGAGCAGCACAACCUCUUUUUCCGGUACUAAACGAGAUAAACCGGAGAUCAUUCUCCGUCAAAGUAACUUCGGAGCACUCGUUAAAAUGUCUCUCUGGUUUGAAGCUAAGUGGGUCAGCCCAAACUUUCGGGUUACGGCCCAGCUCAUAUCGGCUAAGAAGGACUUGACUUCCUUUAGGGAUGUGAUAUCCGGCGACGGUUGCGUCAGAAAGUGCCACGUGCGGGAUGUUAAAGGCGGCGAUGGGAUGGAGGCGGAAAGUUUCACGGAGAAUCGCUUUGAGGUAGUUUAGUUUUGGGAUGUCGGAUUCUUGGACAAGUCUUUCUUUUCCGACAACUUUGUCGAUUUCUUCCACUGCUUUAAGGAGAAUUUCCGGUUUGUUCACCAUCUCCGCCAUGGCCCAUUCGACAGCGUUUGAUGGAUUGUCUGGUACCGCCAUUACAAGCUCCUAUCAUAUAGAAAAAAGUUUUUAUAAAUUUUUUUUAUUUUGGGCUCUUAUUCUUUAUGCAAACAAGAAUCAUAUAUUUUUUUACCAAAAAAGAAUCAUAUAUUCUUUUUUUAACUA